Annulohypoxylon truncatum is the source of this 1945-nucleotide messenger RNA. RefSeq lists its product as uncharacterized. Lineage: Eukaryota; Fungi; Ascomycota; Sordariomycetes; Xylariales; Hypoxylaceae. The coding region runs from base 265 to 1809 and encodes 514 amino acids. The record is from RefSeq and is a predicted model, not a curated record. The transcript has a single exon.
AAUGAUCGUCCCUCCUGGUUCAUUCUACAGCAAGGCAAACCCGGUCGCAAUUGAACCCCAUCGAGAUUUUAUAUUUUCAGCUCGCUGCCAAUGGCCGAAAGCCAUACAAGGAUAUUCUAUUUUAAUUCGAUAUGAUCAAAUCUCACCUUCAGCUGCAUGGUCUAUUAUAUACUAUAUAUACUGGCGACCAUUGUGUUGAAAUGGCGUUUCUAGUUGUGAAGUAAGCUCUAUCAUUUUUUGACCGAAUCCAUCAUCGUCCUAAAGAUGAUUCCAUCCUCAAAUACCGUGGCGGCGGCCAUAGUACUCUUAUCUGUUGUUUCUCAAGGAUCAUGCCAGCAGAGCACCCGCACGGUUGAUAUACAGGCGACUGCCCCUUCUGAUAUCUCCCAGAAAAUUGACCCUUCCUUUCCCGGCUUCGCUUUUGAAGAGUCUUCAUUUUAUGCCUAUUCAUUCGACGCUCAGGGUAAACCAAACAGCUUCUCUCAAAACCUUGUCAACUCCGUGUUGAGUCGCACUGGCGGAACACCCCUUCUUCGGGUAGGCGGAACAUCAGCAGACUACGGCCUUUUCAAUUCAUCUCAGAAAGACCCCACCAACUUCCCACCAACGAAGUCCAGCCCCCCAUUGACAGAUGGAGUUACAAUUGGUCCAUCGUUCUUCAAUGCCUUUGAAAACUGGCCUGGAGCGAAGUUUGAGUUCAUGGUACCCUUCCAAAACACGAGCUAUAGCCAUACUUUGGAGUGGGCGAAGACAGGAAUGCGACACAUUAGUAACGGGAGUCUCUAUACCUUGGAGAUCGGAAAUGAACCCAACUUCUACGGCUGGUUCAAGUCUGGCCAUGCUGCCGAAUAUGUGAAAAGGUACACCAACCUUAUGAACGAGUUGAAGCAAAGCAUCCCGAUCUUAAAUGGCCCAAAGAUGUUCCAAGCUCUCGACACGGCUUCUGGCGACGCAACUGCUCUUACGGCAAAAGACGCGUUCGAGAACGGGCUAAAUAAGAUUGCUUCUAGCAUUAAGCAAGUGGGCUUCCACUACUAUCAAGGCCACGGCCCGAAAACAUUGAGCGAGCUCCAGGACUGGGUACGCCAUAACACCUCGGUGAAUAAAAUGAAGGACUACAUCCCCAAUAUCGAGUACCUCAAAAAGACCGACAACGAUGUUGGCUUCGCACUGACGGAGGUUGGCUACAAUGUAGGAGGAGCCAAAGGUGGUGGCAAAACGCUGGAUAGCAAUUUAGCUACCGCUUUAUGGGCUGUCGACUUUCAGUUGUACUGCAUGACGGUUAACGUGAAGCGCGUCAACUGGCAGCAAAUCCUAAUGUCUACUCUUAACAUGUGGCGCGCGGUUGACAGCAAUGCUGGUCCUGCGACCGUUACCGCUAACUUCUACUCUCAGCCCUUCAUUGCCGACUUUAUCAGCAAAGGCGGCAAUACGCAGGUAGCCAAACUGGACGUCGGCGAUGAUUCAAAUGGCACGCUCACCGCAUACGCCGCAUACGAGUCCGGCAAGCUAGCAAGGGUAGCGCUUGUCAAUCUCGAUCUUUGGACUCCGCAGAAUGGAACCCGAACGUAUGUAGAUUUUGCGCUGAAGGGACUAUCGGGGACCUCUAAGCAGGCUAAGGUACAUUAUCUCGGUGCUCCGAAUGGCGCGUUAGCUAAGGACGGGUUGACGUAUGCGGGUUUUCAAUGGACGAAGGAAAGCAACGGGAUUGACCAACUGGCAAGGAACGAUAGUAGUGUCUUGGGACUCGACGGCACGGACGUGACUGUUCGCGUCAAUGCCACCUCGGCUUUGAUGAUUUUGCUGUAAAGGUGUCGAUAGAGAAGAAGUUCGGCAUGUACUAGCCAAGGAAGCGUAUAAUGAUUUGGGCGCCAUUGGAAUGGCUGGAAAAAACAUUUUCUUAUAUAGCUUGAAUUCAAUAUACAUAUAUAUUAGUUUAUGUACU